This is a messenger RNA of Populus trichocarpa (black cottonwood), 1284 nucleotides long. Its product is annotated as NADH--cytochrome b5 reductase 1. Lineage: Eukaryota; Viridiplantae; Streptophyta; Magnoliopsida; Malpighiales; Salicaceae. Gene Ontology annotation, biological process: electron transport chain. Gene Ontology annotation, molecular function: cytochrome-b5 reductase activity, acting on NAD(P)H. The coding region runs from base 318 to 1157 and encodes 279 amino acids. The transcript has 9 exons. The record is from RefSeq and is a predicted model, not a curated record.
UCCCAAUAGAGGUCUCGAGUUAGGCUAGGCCAUACCAAACGUCAAAUAGUCUUACCUACCACGUUUUCAGGCUCUGGCUCUCUGCUCUACUCUUUUAUGUUCACUUGUAGCAGCAACUAACAACAAUAACAGCAGCAUUUCACCAAAAAAAAAAUAAAAAAUUAAUUAACAGCAGCAAGGAAAGAUCCAAAACAAAGACGAGAGGCUACAUAGAACACCCAUCUCUGAUAUUCAUUUUCUUGUUUUGUUCACCUGUCUGAAAACUCCCUUAUAAAGCUGAAUUCUUUUAGGGUAAGGUAAUCAGUAUCACUGACCCAAUGGAUUUAGAAUUCUUGCACACACUUGAUGUUCAGAUUCUUGGGGCUGUAGCUGUGGCUGUUGUGGCCAUUGUUAUUGGUGCUGUCUUUCUCUUCUCCUCCAAAAAGCCCAAAGGCUGCUUAGAUCCAGAAAAUUUCAAGCAGUUUAAACUUGUCAAGCGUGUUCAGUUGAGCCAUAAUGUGGCAAAGUUCACAUUUGCACUUCCUACACCUACUUCUGUUUUAGGCCUUCCUAUUGGACAGCAUAUAAGUUGCAAGGGUAAGGAUGGUCAAGGUGAAGAGGUUAUCAAACCUUACACCCCAACUACAUUGGAUUCUGAUGUUGGACAAUUCGAAUUAGUCAUUAAGAUGUAUCCACAAGGAAGGAUGUCCCAUCAUUUCAGAGAGAUGCAAGUCGGUCAUUAUCUUGCCGUCAAGGGACCCAAGGGCCGAUUUAGGUAUCAACCUGGCCAGGUUAGAGCAUUUGGGAUGCUUGCUGGAGGCUCUGGCAUUACUCCUAUGUUCCAAGUUGCUAGAGCCAUACUAGAGAACCCAAAUGACAAGACAAAGGUGCACCUCAUUUAUGCUAAUGUUACAUAUGAGGACAUUCUUUUGAAGGAAUUGGACACCCUUGCUGAGAGGUACUCUAGUCACUUUAACGUCUACUAUGUUUUGAAUCAGCCUCCCGAAACAUGGGAUGGUGGUGUUGGCUUUGUAUCAAAGGAAAUGAUUCAAACCUACUGCCCUGCUCCAGCACCUGAUAUCAAGAUUCUAAGGUGUGGACCACCACCUAUGAACAAGGCCAUGGCAGCUCACCUCGAAGCUCUUGGAUAUGCACCUGAGAUGCUGUUCCAGUUCUGAUCCUUGAAAACUUGUUGACCCUCUAUUUGGAUUGGUAUUCAUCACUCUCCUGGUUUCAAUAAAAAAGACUAUUGAGAAAAAACAAACUUUUGCUUUUGAAAUGAGAAAAAACUUCUAGUUGCUUUAA